Molecule: messenger RNA, 1155 nt
Organism: Capronia coronata CBS 617.96
Lineage: Eukaryota; Fungi; Ascomycota; Eurotiomycetes; Chaetothyriales; Herpotrichiellaceae
Exons: 1
Coding region: 1-1155 (384 amino acids)
Source: RefSeq, a predicted model, not a curated record
AUGGCUUCACGCGAUGGCGAUCGACCCUAUAAAGUGGUCUAUUCCACCCGUACCCGAGAUCCAACUUCCAAUGAUGAUCAAGAUUUCCGCCAAAGAUCCCGCCGCGACUACGGCUAUGAGUACGACUAUGCGCCAGGCAAAUCUUACUCGCGUGGCUCGCGCGACGACAGAUCCGAUGUCGACGGACGAUCUCGGGCCAGCGGGCAAAGCUAUUCGGAGCCAGCUUCAAUGACAUCGGUAGGGAGCACCACCAAAAUUAAAUAUGAGGUGGGUAGGGACCGAAACUCUGAUGUCUAUGUCAAACGACCCAACGCUCUAGUCAUCGAGCGUCCACGUGAUACUGGACGUUCGGAGUACGAAGUUCUUCGACCGGAGAGGGGUGAAGACGGGUCCUACGUGGUUGACAUUGGAGGUGGACGUGCCCGCGACUACCGCAACCGCGACUUGGACAGUUACGACAUUCCCUCACGUCCGCGCUACAAUGAGACGCGUUCUGCGGCGCCCAGGGCCCUAAGGGAUGAUGAUGCUGCCACAUAUGAUCUACCUCGAUCGGGAGGUCGGGUUCGAACGAUCAACCGCUAUGACUAUCAAGAUGUCGAAAUUGUGGAGGAUGCAGAUGAUGAGCCGAGAUAUCGACAAAGUCGGGGACCAGAGGCUCCUGUUGACGAUGCAGCCCCUCUCCGGCGCCGGAAAAGUGCACUGCGAGGGAGGAACAAUACUCCUCCCGCAGUGUUGGAGCGGAGACGAUCUCAGAGUGUGGGCUUCCAUCGAGACCAAGUCAGCUCUCACGACGCCAGCGAACAGCGCCACGAACGGCCUGGCGCUGAGGCACGCAUCGCGGGCCGAUACCUAAGAGAUCGUGCGGACAGUGAUGAUUACACGGAUGACUAUAGGGACUCGGGCGGGAUCCGACCCAGAGGCGACUACAACCCUCAACGCAACGACUUACGAUUGAAUGAAUACGAAUAUGACAACGACCGAAGAACAUACACUGAAGAGACGAUGCGACGAUACGAAUAUGAAGAUGAUCAACGACCGGCCGACCCUGUGAGGCCUCGAUAUGCCGAACCCACCCGCCGUGCCCAGCGCGAGGUCGAUGAUCGUGCGGCGUACACUGGGUAUGAUGUCAAAAGUAGGCGUGAAUAUUACAGGUAG